AUGUGGAAGUGAUGAUUGAUAAAUAUGUCAUGAAUCUCCUUUAGCACAAGACUCGAGCAGAAAAUUAAGGAAAAAAGAAAAGAUAAACUGAUUGUGAUUGCAUAGAGAUAUGUUUCUUAUUGUUGAUAAGGUAUCCUAUUAGCCACACAUGUUCUGCGUACAUCAUUAAUGAUUACGUCUUUUAGCAGCCCACCAGAAAAUUCUAGUUGUUAUUGGAUUCAAGCAUUUUAAGAGCAUCUAUGUUUUCACCUAGGCUACAUGCAAUGUAAAUCAAGACACUUCAGGAGCUAAAGAAUCUCAUAGAACUGCAAAAUAUCUAAACAUUUCCCAAUGGCUGAGGACUACACACCAAAAAGCAAUGGCCAAAUGAGCGUUAAAGAUGCACAAGUGGCUGUGGUUAUGGUGCCACUUCCAGCACAAGGCCAUCUCAACCAGCUUCUCCACCUCUCGAGGAUCAUCACCUCGUAUGACAUCCCAGUGCACUACGUUGGCGCAACCACUCAUAUGCGCCAGGCUAAGUUUCGUGUCCAUGGUUUCGACCCUGUCACAGCUAAAAACCUACACUUUCAUGAAUUCCGUACUCCACCUUUUGAAAAUAAACCUCCAAAUCCUAAUGCUUCUCAUAAGUUCCCUAGCCAAUUAAUCCCUUCAUUUUACGCAACAAUCCAUCUCCGAGAGCCAGUGUGCUCUGUUGUACGCCAACUCUUAGGCGCCAAUCAUAGGAGAGUGAUUGUUAUUUAUGAUUCCUUGAUGACUUGGGUGUUACAGGAUGUAGCAACAAUUUCAAAUGCUGAGUGCUACCGUUUUAAUAGUAUCUCAGCUUUCUAUAUGUAUUCAUCCAACUGGGAAGCUAGAGGAAAACCUUUUGAGGCUGAAACUGAAAUAUUUGAGGAUAUUCCAUCAAUUGAAGAGUGUGCUACCCCAGAGAUAUGGGAAUUGUGGAAUAAACAACAACCCAUUGAAGGGAAAAUUUGC
This is a messenger RNA of Capsicum annuum, 975 nucleotides long. RefSeq names its product zeatin O-glucosyltransferase-like. Gene Ontology annotation, molecular function: UDP-glycosyltransferase activity. The record is from RefSeq and is a predicted model, not a curated record. Lineage: Eukaryota; Viridiplantae; Streptophyta; Magnoliopsida; Solanales; Solanaceae.